AGUAUGUGAAAGAACCCAUUGGACCUAAGAUCUUAGGUAGCCCAAUAUUUUGUACUCUGGAAAUGAAACCCAAGAAACUGAGUUUAAAAUUGGCUUCCUCCUUAACCUAAAGCCGUUCGUGGAGAGGCGCGAGGGAGAGAAGAUGAAAAUCUUUGUGAAAAACCUAACCGGCAAGACCAUAACUCUCGAGGUCGAGAGCAGCGACACCAUCGAAAAUGUCAAAGCGAAGAUCAAAGACAAGGAAGGUACUCCGGUGGAUAAACAGCAUCUCCUCUUCGCUGGAAAGGAGCUCGAAGAUGGCCACACCUUAUCUGACUACAAUAUCCAGAAAGAGUCUACACUCCUGUUGGUGGUCAGGCGGAUGGGAACUCAGCGAGCCUUCGUUGAUGACCCUGGCUUGCAAAUACAAGCAGGACAAGAUGCUUUGCCGCAAGAGUUAAGCUCGUCUUCAUCCAUCAUCCAAGGGCAGGAACUGUAGGAAGAAAAAGUGCGGUCAUGGCAACCAGUUGAGGCCUAUGAAGAAGAUCGAGUAAAUUUUACGGUGGAAUUGGAGACAUUAUUAUUAUUAUUAUUUGCUUCGGUUAUUUCCUCUUGAAACCUACAAGAUUUUUGGAUUAGCAAGCUUUUAUUU
This is a messenger RNA of Rubroshorea leprosula, 631 nucleotides long. The record is from the annotation of a GenBank genome assembly. NCBI's taxonomy places the organism in Eukaryota, Viridiplantae, Streptophyta, Magnoliopsida, Malvales, Dipterocarpaceae.